ACGCGCGGCGUCCCAAUGGGUGGCCGCAGGGGGCGGAGCCUGAAGAGGGGCGGGGAAAGACGGCGGUGCCGGGUGGGGGUUGCAGAAGGAGCGGUGCGGCCGCUGCUCAAUGGCGGAAAAGCCGCUGGUGCUCUGACCGCCUGGUCCCCCUGGCAGUUGCGGGGGAGUUUCUUGGCGGCGCGGCUGGAGUCUCUGUUUCUCCGCGCGCGGUGGCUGGAAGAUGCUCCAGAGAGACCAGGCUGCGGCGGCGGAGGUGGCGGCGGCCGAGUCGGCAGCGGCGCUGGGGUGGAGAGAAGGCGGCGGCGGCGGCGUGAGGGGCCGAACGGUGUAAACAGCCCGGGCGGCGGCGGAGGCAGGGUCGCGUCUCGGGAGAAAGCCGGGGGCCGCGGGCGGCUGUGCGGCGGGCGAGCCCGCGAGACCUCGCCUCCUCCCUUCGCCUCAGAUUCAUUACUAAACAUGGGUGCAUUUUUGGAUAAACCCAAAACCGAAAAACACAAUGCUCAUGGUGCUGGGAACGGUUUGCGUUAUGGCCUGAGCAGCAUGCAAGGAUGGAGAGUGGAAAUGGAAGAUGCACACACAGCUGUUGUGGGUAUUCCUCACGGCUUGGAAAACUGGUCAUUUUUUGCAGUUUAUGAUGGUCAUGCUGGAUCCCGAGUGGCAAAUUACUGCUCAACGCAUUUAUUGGAACACAUCACUACUAAUGAAGACUUCAGGGCAGCUGGCACAGCAGGCUCUGCUCUUGAGCCCUCAGUGGAAAACGUUAAGACUGGUAUCAGGACUGGCUUUUUGAAAAUUGAUGAAUAUAUGCGUAACUUUUCAGACCUCAGAAAUGGGAUGGACAGGAGUGGUUCAACGGCAGUGGGUGUUCUGAUUUCCCCUACACAUAUCUACUUUAUCAACUGUGGUGACUCACGAGCUGUUCUGUGUAGGGACGGAGAAGUCUGCUUUUCUACCCAGGAUCACAAACCUUGUAAUCCAAUGGAAAAGGAGCGAAUCCAAAAUGCAGGAGGCAGUGUGAUGAUACAGCGUGUGAAUGGUUCAUUAGCAGUGUCUCGUGCUCUGGGGGACUAUGACUACAAGUGUGUUGAUGGCAAGGGCCCAACAGAACAGCUUGUCUCUCCAGAGCCUGAGGUGUAUGAGAUUUUAAGAGCAGAAGAGGAUGAGUUUGUGGUCCUGGCUUGUGAUGGGAUCUGGGAUGUGAUGAGUAAUGAGGAGCUCUGUGAAUUUGUUAAGUCCAGGCUUGAGGUGUCUCAGGACCUCGAGAAUGUAUGCAAUUGGGUAGUGGACACUUGUUUACAUAAGGGAAGUCGAGAUAACAUGAGUAUUGUAUUAGUUUGCUUUUCAAAUGCCCCCAAGGUCUCAGAUGAAGCAGUGAAGAAAGAUUCAGAGUUGGAUAAGUACUUGGAAUCACGGGUUGAAGAAAUUAUGGAGAAGCCUGGGGAGGAAGGAAUGCCUGAUCUUGCCCAUGUCAUUCGAGUUUUAUCUGCAGAAAAUAUCCCAAACUUACCUCCUGGGGGAGGGCUCGCCGGCAAGCGCAAUGUUAUUGAAGCUGUUUAUAGUAGACUGAAUCCACACAGGGACAGUGAUGGGGGCGCUGGAGAUCUAGAAGACUCAUGAUAGCCUUAUAACCCUUCUAAAAUGCUUUUGAAACUUUUAAUCACAUUUUCUUCAAUACAAGGGGAAAUAUACUUGUGGAUUCCCACUGUUUUGGAUAUGAGCAGAAAACCAUUAGCAUUUACCAUCCUUUGUUCACAUUUGUAUUUCCCAAUUAUCGCCACUCAUAGCAUUGCCUCUACUCUACAGUGUUUGGGUUCUUUUGUUUAUUUUGUUUUCCUUUUUUGUUUGUUUGUUUUUAUUUUUGUUUUAACCAACCUCAGGCAUCUUGUUACAACUGUAUUGAAUUUUUGGCCCUAGGAAAAAAUGGAAUUAUUUUACCACAAACCAACAAAUGUGCCUGAGGUCCAUGGGAAUAUAGUUAGCCAUACUCUGAAGAUACAUUAUGGGUUUUUUUGUUUGUUUUUCUUUUUAAACAAAACAAAAUACAACAUAUAAGCAUGUAAGAAUAAAGAAUUGUAAGAAAAGUUCCAGUUUUUCAGUUCACUAAGUUGGAAGCCUUUUGUAGUUCUGUGGCUUGGAAUUUCAUUUGAGCAAUUACUAUAGGAUAUGUAUUUAUUAUUAAUUGUUAUUUAAACUUUUUCCAAUUUCCUUGUACUACCAAACUGGGUUCUCCAAUAACGUUCACUUUGUAACAUUGUCUUGCUUCAAGAUGGUGUUUGGCAAUAAUAUAAACCCUUACAAAUUUUACGCAUGUGUCUACUACAUCCUUCAUCUCUUACUAGGAAAUUUUUUGAAACCAAAUGAAUUAAUUUAUGGCUAUUUAUAAUUUGCUUUGUCAUCUUACUGCUUUGAAUUCUUUUAAUUGAUAAUAUUUGCCUUUAUAAUGUAAAUUGUGAUUUUAUUUUUGUUUUAUGUAUGUGUCUCUAUAGUUUUAAUUUUUAAGAUACAAGUUUUAUGUAAUGUGGUAUAAUUUUUAACUGUUUAUGUUAUUUUAAAAGCUCAGAAUAUCACAUUGAAAUACUAUAAAUACAAUUAAAAGUAUCUAUUUUAGAUCUAAGGAAAUGUACAGAGAUAUUUUCAUGGGUUCAGUAUAAGCGUUCAUUUUAUAACACUGGGCACGGUACGGGGUGGCUGUCACAUAAGGUACUUAAAUUUUUACAAUAAUUUUGAAUUCUAGGGAUUUUUAUCCCCUUCGUUUUGCUGAACAUGAAGAGUAAAAUACCAAAAAAAAAAAAAAAAAAGUUAGUGGACUUUGCAAAAGUAAUGAAUGUAUCCAUUUGUACAUGGUUUACAUGUUGUAGAUGCUUUGCAAGCAUUUUCCUCUCUGUUUUAAUUGUGUUUCAGCAGGUUGUAGUUGCCUUUAUGUGUAGUUAAAAUGAGCCAUCAUCCGGUCCUGUGUGAGAUGGAAUUCAUGGUAUUUCUGUAUCAUUUUCCUGAAGCUGUUUCUAGGAGCCACACAUUUGAAUACAGAUGGCUUUCCUGAUCACUUGGUUUCUUGUGCACCUGAGUUUUGCUCUGAAAGGAAUUACUGCCAUGAUAUAUUUUAUUUAUUCUUUAGAUUUUAGCCUUGUAAGUUAAAGUGCUUUACUUGAUGGUAUUAAAAGCUACUUGUCCCUUUACUGGUUUUUUUGGGGGAUUGUUAAAAGAUGGGGAAUGAAGAAUGCAAAAUGGUUUAUUGUUUAACCUGUCCACUCUGAUCUGACCCUGUACUGAUAGUACCUUUCCAGUAUGGUAUUGUGAUGUUUCAUAAGUGAACAUAACCAACUUGUUACCUAAAUAAAGAAUCAAUUUUAAAACAA
This is a messenger RNA of Phodopus roborovskii (desert hamster), 3356 nucleotides long. RefSeq names its product protein phosphatase, Mg2+/Mn2+ dependent 1B (gene Ppm1b). The coding region runs from base 16 to 1617 and encodes 533 amino acids. Gene Ontology annotation, cellular component: cytosol; nucleus. Gene Ontology annotation, biological process: positive regulation of canonical Wnt signaling pathway; negative regulation of canonical NF-kappaB signal transduction; positive regulation of canonical NF-kappaB signal transduction. NCBI's taxonomy places the organism in Eukaryota, Metazoa, Chordata, Mammalia, Rodentia, Cricetidae. The record is from RefSeq and is a predicted model, not a curated record. Gene Ontology annotation, molecular function: protein serine/threonine phosphatase activity; manganese ion binding; magnesium ion binding. The transcript has 6 exons.